AUGAGACAAAUAAGCGAAAAUGAACCUGAACCUCAGUGCACAUUUUACCUUCCUCAUCAUGCGGUACUUAAAGAGUCGAGCACAACAACAAAACUUCGUUGUGUUUUCGACGCAUCGGCAAAGACCAACUCUGGAUUUUCCCUUAAUGAUGCCCUGGUUGUUGGACCUGUUAUCCAGGACGAUCUCGUCUGCCUUUUGAUGAGAUUCCGCACACACAAGUUCGCUCUACUGGCCGAUAUCGAAAAAAUGUAUCGCCAGGUCAAUAUCCACGAAAACGAUCGGAACCUGCAGAGAAUACUUUGGCGGUUUGACUCGCGAGAACCAAUCUCAAAAUUCGAACUCACUACCAUCACCUACGGUUUGGCCCCAUCCUCAUUCCUUGCAACCCGAACCCUGCACCAGUUGGCUGCCGAUGAUGGUCACUCAUAUCCACGAGCUGCGGUGGCCCUGAAGGAAGAUAUGUACAUGGACGAUUUCAUCAGUGGUGGAGCAUCGAUAGCAGAAGCAGUGCAGCUACGCGAGGAGAUGGACGCUCUAACUUUAAAAGGGGGAUUCCCAUUACGUAAAUGGUGUUCGAAUGAACCGGCAGUUCUGGUGGGAGUUAAUUCCGACAAUUUGGCAUCACAAAUUCCACACACCUUUGAUCCUGAGGAGUCGAUUAAGACGUUAGGAAUGUCUUGGGUUCCUUCUACAGACCAGUUUCGUUACGAGUUUAAUCCGAAUAUCCAUAAUGGUUUCAUAACUAAGAGGAGCAUUCUUUCCACCAUUGCGCGCCUGUACGAUCCACUUGGCCUUAUUGCACCCAUUGUAGUACGAGCCAAGAUCCUGCUACAAAAUUUAUGGACAAUUUCUAUUGGUUGGGACGAUGAAGUACCAGAACAAAUUCAAUCAAGGUGGACUAAUUUUUUGAAAGAUUUGCCUAAUUUAGCUGAUUUCCGAAUUGAUCGUUAUGUUUUCCAAGAGGGAGAAAUUGAAUUGCAUUGCUUUGCGGAUGCAUCCGAAUCUGCAUUUGGUGCAUGCAUUUAUGCGAGAACUGUAAAUCCGAUGGGACAUGUGAAAGUUUUGCUUAUUGCAGCUAAGUCCAGAGUUGCCCCCUUGCAAAAACGUAGUUUGCCACAACUAGAGCUCUGCGCAGCACAAAUUGCUGUUCAGCUGCUGUCCAAAGUCCACUCAGCUUUAAAAAUCAAUAUCACCGAUUCCUAUUUUUGGUCCGACUCCACCGUGGUCUUAUAUUGGAUCCGAUCCCCUUCACAUAAAUGGAAAACAUUCGUUGCCAAUAGGGUGGCCGAUAUCCAAAAACAAUCCAACCCAUCGAACUGGAAUCAUGUUCCCGGGCACUGCAAUCCUGCCGACCUAGUGUCUCGGGGGACAUCUGUAAACCAACUACUGAACAGCAGCUUAUGGUGUAAUGGUCCUGACUGGCUACAGCGAGAGAAGGAGAGUUGGCCCCCACAGAUAAUCACCCAGCCAGACGUUCCGGAGAGUGAGUUGGAGUUCAAGAUUUCCGUAAUUGUUGCCCAACCAUCACCACCACCCAACCCAAUCAUUACCCGCUUCUCUAGAUAUGACCGAAUGUUGAGAUCCAUAGCCUAUUGCUUGCGUUUUGCCAGAAACACUUGGGAGAAAAUGUUAUCACCAUCGUAUCACUUAUCAGUUGAGGAGAUUGAGCUUUCGAAAUCGGUUCUGAUAAAGAUUGUUCAAAGAGAAAGUUACGAAGAAGAAAUAAAAGCACUCAAGAGAAAGAAUUCCGUGGGAAAGCGCUCAAAACUUAAACUUCUGAACCCGUUUCUCGACUCUGAUGGAAUUAUUCGUGUUGGUGGCCGGCUGCAACUCCUGAGUGGUCCCUACUCCGCCAAACACCCAAUAGUCUUGCCUGGAUUCCACCACUUUACGAGAUUGCUCCUGAUAAAUUAUCACGAGAGGUUGUUGCAUGGAGGAAAUUCCCUCACCCUUGCCACCGUCCGCGACGAAUUUUGGCCCGUAAAUGGGAAAAGAGCCGUGAGAAGCAUCAUUCGCUCUUGUUAUCGCUGUACUCGAACCAAUCCACACCCCAUGAGCCAACCCACUGGGCAAUUGCCCCUAGCCCGAAUUACUCCAAGUCGCCCAUUUCUGCACACCGGCAUAGAUUAUUGUGGGCCUGUUUUUGUAAAGUAUCCCAAUCGCAGAGCCAGCUCAAUCAAAGCCUACAUAGCCAUAUUCGUGUGUUUUUCGACCAAAGCAGUUCACAUCGAACUGGUCGGUGACCUUACCACUGCUUCUUUCCUUUCCGCACUUCGCCGCUUCGUCUCUCGACGAGGUCGACCUCUCCACAUCUAUUCCGACAAUGCCACCAAUUUCUCGGGAGCCAAGAAUGAGCUCAAUGCCCUCUUCGACAUGCUUCACAAUGGUAUCGAAGCAAAACAAAUAGCCUCCAGUCUCGCAUCAGAACGCAUCCAGUGGCACAUGAUUCCGCCGCGCGCUCCCAACUUCGGAGGAUUGUGGGAGGCUGCGGUUAAGGUUGCCAAACGUCAUCUUAUCCGUCAAGUUGGAACUACGACGCUUUUCUUCGAAGAUUUGGUGACCAUCCUGACGCAGAUUGAAAGCUGCAUGAAUUCCCGCCCGCUCUGCCAAAUGUCUGAGGAUCCAAACGACUACGAGGUGUUAACUCCAGGUCACUUCUUGACUGGAACAUCGCUUCAAGCCCUGCCGGAUUUGAAUUGGUCAGACGUUCCCACAAACCGUCUCAACCGAUUCCAAUUAAUCGCCCAAAGGACGCAGCAGUUUUGGUACCGAUGGAAGACUGAAUACCUUCGAGAUUUGCAUCGAUUGAUCGUCGCUAACCCUGUGCGUGUUGAGCUACGUGUCGGUCAAAUAGUCAUUCUACGAGAUCAACAGUUGCCCCCGAUUCGUUGGCCACUAGCUCGCAUCGAAAUGCUCCAUCCCGGCGAGGAUGGAACAACCCGAGUAGUUACUUUGCGCACAUCAACUGGAAGCUUCAAGCGGAGUAUCAGCAUGAUUUGUCCGUUGCCGAACGAGGAAUUCUACCCUGAUGCAGCCCAAGAUGACAACGAGGUGAUUCCCAGUCCAGCGAAGAAUGAAGACAUCGAAGAAAAUGUUAAAAUUAAGUAA
Messenger RNA from Uranotaenia lowii, 3108 nucleotides. RefSeq lists its product as uncharacterized. Gene Ontology annotation, molecular function: nucleic acid binding. The record is from RefSeq and is a predicted model, not a curated record. Gene Ontology annotation, biological process: DNA integration. The transcript has a single exon. NCBI's taxonomy places the organism in Eukaryota, Metazoa, Arthropoda, Insecta, Diptera, Culicidae. Bases 1 to 3108 code for a protein of 1035 amino acids.